Messenger RNA from Plasmodium yoelii, 1236 nucleotides. Its product is annotated as conserved Plasmodium protein, unknown function. The record is from RefSeq and is a predicted model, not a curated record. Bases 1 to 1236 code for a protein of 411 amino acids. The transcript has 2 exons. Lineage: Eukaryota; Apicomplexa; Aconoidasida; Haemosporida; Plasmodiidae.
AUGAAUACUUUACAAAAUGAAAAUGAUACAGUUGAAAGAUCAACAAGCAUAGCAAAAAAAUUAAAGGACAAAAUUACAAACCGAAAAAACAACAAAGAAAAUAACAAAGAAAUAAAAACAAGUUUAUUAGAAAAAAAAAAAAUAGAUAUCAAUUUGAAUUAUCAAUUAAUAACUACAUUUUUAGGUUAUAUUAUAAACACAUUUUUAUAUUUUUUAUAUAUAUCAACUUUUACAAAAAUUUUAGAUAUAUUUAUACAAAUAAUAUCAAAAAUAACACAUUAUAAUUAUCAAAAUUGUAUUCUUACUGAACCAAUUAAAGUGUUUAUAACUUUACUUAUAUGGUAUAACCAUUUAUCGGCGGGAUAUGAUGGAGACCCAUGUUUGCAUCUUUAUAAGACUAACUUAAAACUAAUAAACAAAAGAGAAGGGAUAAUAGCAUGUGUAUCAAACAUAUUAGGAACACUUUUAUACUUUGGGAUUACGCAUGUGAUAUUUGCCAAUAGUAUAAAUAAUAAUGUUAAUGGGAAUAUAAUAAUUGAAGUAAUAAAAACCAAAAAAAUAAAAAAAGAUAAUUCAUUUUUAACAUCAUUUUUAUAUCCCAAAAUUCCAGAAUUUUUUAAAAAACAUAUUAUAAAUUUACUAAUAUAUUCUUUUCCAUAUAAUAAAGGAAGUGUAAAAUAUGGAGAUAAAAUAUUUUUAAAUAAUAUGGAAUUAUAUUCGUCUAUAAUUAUGGAUACAUUUUUAAAUGAAUUUAUUUGCUCUUUUUUAAAUUAUUCUUUGUUAUAUAUAUAUUUAUUUACAAAAUACAAUUUUGCAUAUCCUUUACAAAUUAAUUUAAUUUUUACACAAAUUAUUUCAUUAUUUUCGGGAAGAUAUGAUCAUUUAAUAGUUGGGCCAUAUAUGAGUUUAAAUUGGAUUAUUAACGAUUGUAUAAUAAGAAAAUUUUCUAUUUUUUUUUUGAUUUUUCUUACUAUUUUUCAUUAUUUAGGCUAUAAAUUGGCUAGUCUUAUUUUUAAAAUUCCAAAAUUACCAAUACAAUAUGCAAAGGAAUAUUAUAAAAAUAUCAAACCUGAUCAAUUAGAAAAAUAUAUUAAACCAGAUAAUACUGUUGAUAUUUCGACAAUACCAGAUCAAGAUAUUACUGAUACAAAUAUAGUGAAUAGUUAUUUAGGGAAAAUAUUUAAAUUUUUUAUAGCUAGCUAUUCAAACAAAAUCCAUAAUAAAAAAAAUACCUGA